AUGUCUGUUGAUCUAUCAAACUUCGCUGAGAGCCCAGCGUCAAAUGAGUUUCGCUCAGAUACCUUCACCACACCCACAGUGGCAAUGGUCAGCUCCUUGGCCAAUUGCACCCUCGGUGAUGCCGUAUACAAUGAAGACAAGUCUACAACGAGAUUAGAGGAUAAAGUGGCCCAAUUGGCCGGGAAAGAGGCUGGGCUCUUUUGUGUUUCGGGGACCUUGCUGAACCAGAUUGCAUUAAGAACGAAUUUGUUCCAACCUCCACACGGGGUACUCUGUGAUCAUAGAUCUCAUGUCUAUCUCAACGAAGCAGGUGGGCUCCCUACACUUAGUCAGGCGAUGGUGCAAUCUGUAGCACCCAAGAACGGAAUCCAUUUGACUUUGAAGGAUGAUAUCUUGCCCAAUUUUGUGCCUGACGAUGGUGAAAUUCAUGGCUGCCCUACAAAAGUGAUUUCCUUGGAGAAUACCCUUCAUGGAAUGCUAUUUCCAUUAGAAGAGAUCAAGAAGAUCUCUGCGUUUUGUAAAGAGAACGAUGUUCGAUUACAUUUGGACGGUGCUAGAUUAUGGAAUGCCUCGUCUGCCACGGGAAUCCCACUUGCUGAAUACUGCUCCUACUUCGAUUCGGUGUCCCUCUGCCUUUCCAAAUCCUUGGGUGCCCCAAUUGGCUCUGUGCUAGUAGGCUCGAGCCAAUUUAUCAAAAAGGCAAAUCAUUUCCGUAAACAAAAUGGGGGAGGCAUCAGACAAAGUGGUCUUCUUGCCGAAAUGGCUUCUGUGGCAAUAGAUGAUAACUUCUCUAAGCUUACAAGAGUACAUGAGAAAGCGAAGGAGGUGGGCCAGUUUUGCGAAGAGUUGGGCUUUGUGCUCGAGCAUCCUGUCGACACAAACUUUGUUUUCAUUGACCUCGCGGCAAGCAAGAUCAACAACGACUUCUUUGUCAAGGCUGCUGAGAAGCACAAUGUCAAGGCCUACGGAAGUAGGUUGGCAUUCCACUUUCAAAACACCGACGAGGCUAUAGAGAAUUUGAAAAUAGUGCUUCAGGAGACAGCAGAAGAGGCCAAGAAGAACCCUUACAACACAACUGAGGUGCAAAAGUUGUAUAGUGUGUAUGACUCAAAAUAG
Candidozyma auris is the source of this 1116-nucleotide messenger RNA. Its product is annotated as threonine aldolase GLY1. Bases 1 to 1116 code for a protein of 371 amino acids. Gene Ontology annotation, molecular function: L-allo-threonine aldolase activity. Gene Ontology annotation, cellular component: cytosol. Gene Ontology annotation, biological process: L-threonine catabolic process; glycine biosynthetic process. The record is from RefSeq and is a predicted model, not a curated record. The transcript has a single exon. Lineage: Eukaryota; Fungi; Ascomycota; Pichiomycetes; Serinales; Metschnikowiaceae.